Molecule: messenger RNA, 809 nt
Organism: Pararge aegeria (speckled wood butterfly)
Lineage: Eukaryota; Metazoa; Arthropoda; Insecta; Lepidoptera; Nymphalidae
Exons: 2
Coding region: 215-754 (179 amino acids)
Cellular component (GO): mitochondrion
Source: RefSeq, a predicted model, not a curated record
UCAAGAAAGGUCUUUGUAAUUCUAGAAAGCGCUGUUUUCCUUAAUCAAACCUUUUUUGUAUCUCUUUGUAGGGAUCUAUGUAUCUUAUCGUAACCGAUUGAAUUAAUGGUCUAGCCUAUGCGUGACAGUAAAUAUUUCUAUAUGAUAUUACUUUAAGAGUUCAUUUGUUAUACAAUAAAUACUAGCAAACCUUUUUUUUUACUAAGACGCGGCUAUGUUGUUUUCAAAAUUGCAUAAGAUUAUUUGGAACAUAACAUCAAUGAAAAUACAUAAAAGUGCUAUCGAGCAUUGCCAUUUCGAACAUGUAUUUUCCUUUCCUUUAGUAAAAUAUAUUGCGUUGGUAAACAGACUGAAGAUAUAUCAUUUAUAUGGUACCGGGGUUGUAGUUCCUAGUUCAGGGGUACUGGAAUUAUUAAAUAUUGUAUCUGACAAUACCUUUUUAGUUUCUUCAUACAUAGGUAUAACAGGAGCAGUGGUACUAACUUUAGGUACACUUCCAUUUAAAAAUAUAAUUGGUCAUCUUUAUAUUAGUGAAGAUAAUGAGAAAAUUAAAAUAUCUUCAGUUGGAUUUUCAGGAAAGAGAAUAGACCGAAUUGUCAGUGUGGACGAUUGGAUACCUUUAUUAGAAAUGGAACCCAGAAAAACAGAUAUAUUAUUUCUUUCACCUCAACUUAGAGAUGGUACAAAAUAUAAAUUAUUUGCUAAAUUUGGUGUGGUUAAAAAUGUAUCAAAAAUGGGUCAAGUUCUAGAAUAAUUAAGAUAAACCUAUAAAAAAAAAAAUUAGAAAUUGUAAAUAAAACUACACUAUU